AAAGUCAACGCUGACACGAACGUCAUUCAUCAGAAAAUCAUUCAAAAUUCCCAUUUUUUUUUGUAAAAAUUACAGUAACAAAAACAACUUGCUAAAAUGUCCGAUGAGGAUACAGCUGAGACCUCCGAAUCGGAUGCGCCGGUAAAGAAAGAAUGUCCACCAGAAGAGGAAGAGGAGGCUCCGUGCCAUAAAUACACCCCGUUACCGGUUGUGCUGAUAGAAUCCGGCAAGAAAAUACCACAACAACCCAGGAUGCCGGAUUGUGAAAACCUAAUCUACAGAGCCAGCCAGUUGGGAAUAGAAAAACCGCCACCGCCACCGCCAGAAACAAGCAGGGACUUCAGGAUAUACAAAGCGAUGAAUACGAAAGAAUGGGGCAAUGUAUGCGAAUGUCACGGUGCCAAAGACCAAGCUAUAUUGGAACUACUCAGCAUCAGCAUCACAACGAUUAUGCUUAUGGCCAUUAAGCAUGAUGAUAUCAAGGAAUCACAGCUUCGUUGGACGGCCAAUUGCUUGGAAAACGUUAGGAACGAUAACGGCGAGGUCCCACCGAAUAUUAGGUGUAUAUUGAAUAUGAUCAAUGCGAAACUACCACCAGAGGAAGACGAAUAAAGAAAAACAUCGAUUCCAACGAUUGUUAUGUUGUAAGAAGUCAAUCUAACAUAUAUUUUUAAGGUGGUAAAAUUAACAAGCAUUUAUUUAUUGACAACUUUAAUAAACUUUAAAUUAGGAUAUAUAUAAAUAGUUUUCCCAAUGAACUGUAAGAAAUCAGAUAUGACUGCAAAAACUCCACAAGGAACUAUCAAUUAUUAAGUAAUCAUGUCUGAUAGUCGAGUGUCUUUCGUGGACAAAAUUGUUAUCUCCCAUUGUUUUUAAUAAUAAAAACUUAAAAUAUGAA
Aethina tumida (small hive beetle) is the source of this 898-nucleotide messenger RNA. RefSeq lists its product as uncharacterized. The transcript is spliced from 3 exons. The record is from RefSeq and is a predicted model, not a curated record. Bases 97 to 612 code for a protein of 171 amino acids. Lineage: Eukaryota; Metazoa; Arthropoda; Insecta; Coleoptera; Nitidulidae.